Messenger RNA from Condylura cristata (star-nosed mole), 11696 nucleotides. RefSeq names its product formin 1 (gene FMN1). The record is from RefSeq and is a predicted model, not a curated record. Lineage: Eukaryota; Metazoa; Chordata; Mammalia; Eulipotyphla; Talpidae. The transcript has 18 exons. Gene Ontology annotation, biological process: actin nucleation. Gene Ontology annotation, molecular function: microtubule binding. Gene Ontology annotation, cellular component: nucleus; cytoplasm; endoplasmic reticulum membrane. Bases 1 to 4242 code for a protein of 1413 amino acids.
AUGGAAGGCACUCACUGCACCCUCCAAUUGCAGAAGCCCAUUACAGAACUCUGCUACAUCAGCUUCUAUCUUCCAAGGGGGGACGUCAGAGGAUUUUCAUACAAGGGCACUGUAACUCUAGACAAAUCCAAUAAGGGUUUUCAUAACUGCUACCAAGUCAGGGAGGGGUCAGACUUUAUUAGCCUCAGCCUGCAGCCGAACGAAUAUCCAGGAGACAUAUUUUUCAAGCAAACUCCCACGAAAGACAUUCUCGCUGAGCUCUACAAACUCACGGCGGAGAGAGAGCGACUGCUGUCCAGUCUGCUGAGCUCAGAGCACAUCCUGAGGAUUACCAUGGGGAAUCAGGAGGGGAAGCUGCCGGAGCUGUCUGUGAGCAUGGCUGCUGAGGAUGACUCUUUCCAGAAUGCUGGUGACUGGCACUGGCAUGGGGAGACCCCCGUGAGCUGUCUCAAUAAGAGAAGGGUCCAUGGGAACAAAAAGCCUCGGAGGUUUGGUGGAAGGAGAGAGAGCUUUGAGGACCUUCCCCAGAAGAGGACAAGAAGAAAAGGGCGUGCGAGCCAGGAAUCUGCUCCUCAAACAGGCAAGGAACAGGUCCAUUCCAGUGACUCUCCCCCUCGUUCUAGACCUAGGCCUGAUCUGUGGCUUCUAGAGGAGAGAGGCACCUUGCUGCCAAAUGGAGCAAUUACUUCUCCCCUCCCGAGGAGAGAGAGCAUCCCCCCAGAGAGUUCCAGGACACUGGACUCUGACUCUGGCUUUGGGAACUUUGAGACGGCUUCUGAGAAAACCAGCCGUGGAAGACCAGGGCUGGCCUCUGAUAGUAGCUCCGUGGAGUCAGGAGCUGGAGGUGCUGGGGAGCUGCAGAGGCUGGUGCCUCAGCAAACUGAUUUACCUGAAAGUCACAAGGAUCCUGAGAAGCAUCCAGAGACAGAGAAGGGCAGGAGGGGGAAGUCUACUCAGCGGACUUGCAGGAAGAAACCUGUUUCCAAAGUGGUGGCCAAAGUCCAGGAUCUGUCCACUCAGGUGCAAAGAGUAGUUAAAACACACCCAAAGGGUGAGGGAAGGAUUGUUGUUGGCCCCGUGGCCCAGGCCGAGUUUAUCCCCAGAGCAGAACUGUUCAGGCUCCCAAGAGCUGAGGCUGGAGCCCAUGGUUCCAAGCAGCCAGGCAAGAAGCAGCAAGGGGAUCGGCCAUCGCAGGGGUUGUCCAGGGAGCAUCCGCCCGCCAGCAGCCAGGCGGCUGUGAACAAGGUCCUUCAGAAGGUUAUAGAAAGCGAGAAGUUAGAUGAAGCCACCGAGGGGAAAAGACUGGGCUUCCCUGUCAAAACAACAGCCACCCAUACCCUCCCAGACACCAGGAGCAAGAAGAGAGCAGGGCUGCUUGUCAGUGGCCACAAAACCUUGCUUCUGGAUCUGCCCCAGGGUGUAGGCCCUGAUUCCUCACUACCCAGAGGUGAUGAGGAGAGGUUGUCCCCCCCAGCACUGGCAGCUGUCGGCAUGGUAUUUAAUAAUUCAUCCUCUCCGUCCGUAAACAAACGGGUGUCACCUGUUCCCUUGCCUGCCUCUCCAAAGCUCCCAGGCCCUCAACAACACCACAAGAUACUCCGGCUCCCUCCCUUGCCUGGCGAGAGGGAAGCUGCUCUUGAUGACGCUGCUGGUAGAAAGAGUGCUACCUUCUUUGGGUCUCCCCCAGCUGACACCUUGGAGUCCUCCUCGGCAAAGGUCACGGCAAAGGUCACGGAGACCAAAGGAGCCAGCUCAGCCUCUCUCAGAGCAGGCCAACCGCGGCUGGUGUCUGGGGAACUUUUGGAAAAGAGCUUGGGGCCCAGGAAGACCACAACUUGGCUGCAGCCCCGGUCACCUCCAGGCAUCUCCUCCGAGGACUUACCCUGGGAUGGCUUCAGUGAGCAGACAGCAGCUAAAGACCUUCCCUACAGGGAUGGAGGUCCCUGGGUCCUGGGCUAUAGAGCAGGACCGAGUUACCCAAUUCUGCUCCAUGAGGAGAGAGAGAAACCAAGCAGAAGUGAACUGUACUUGGAUCUUCAUCCCGACCACAGCCCCACAGAGCAGGACGAUAGGACUCCUGGCAGACUCCAAGCUAUCUGGCCACCACCAAAGACAAAAGAUGCAGAAGAAAAAGUGGGUUUGAAGUACACUGAAGCAGAAUACCAAGCUGCUAUCUUACACUUGAAGAGGGAGCACAAAGAAGAAAUUGAAAACCUGCAGGCUCAGUUUGAACUUCAGGCCUUUCACAUCCGGGGUGAGCAUGCAGAGAUAACAGCGAGACUAGAAGAAACCGUUGAAAAUCUCAAACAUGAGCUAGAACACCGAUGGCGAAGAGGAUGUGAAGAGAUGAGAGAUGCGUGUGUUUCCACCCAUGAUGACUGCCUUCCAAAGGCCUACAGGAAUGUGUGUAUCCAGACAGACAGAGAGACUUUUCUCAAACCCUGUGAAGCUGAAGGCAAGAUAACCAGGAGUAACCAAAUCAUGCCCAAAAAGCUGAAUAUCUCUUCCUUAAGCCAACUCUCUUCCCCAGAUGACGGCAAAGACACACAUGUACCAUUUCCGUCUGUGGAAGGCACCUUAUCCAGUCAGCAGAAGGCACCUUCUCCCCCUCCUGCACCACCCCUGCCAGCAGCCAUCCCACCCCCUCCUCCUCCUCCCCUCCCACCUGGAUCUGAACCUUUGCCACCAGCACCACCACCACCUCCACCUCCACCACCACCUCUACCUCCAAGUGCAGGGCCUCCCCCGCCUCCACCUCCUCCUCCUCCACCACUUCCUAACUGCCCUCUGCCACCCAACAGCGGGGGGCCUCCUCCUCCUCCAACACCCCCAGGACUUGUACCCCCACCUCCUCCUGGACUCUUCUUUGGAGCGGGCUCUUUGAGUCAGUGUCCUCGGAAACCAGCCAUUGAGCCCAGUUGUCCCAUGAAGCCUUUGUACUGGACUAGAAUACAGAUAAGUGAUAAGAGCCAAAAUGCUAUACCUACCUUAUGGGAGUCAUUAGAAGAACCUGAUAUUCGGGAUACUAGUGAAUUUGAGUAUUUAUUCUCCAAAGACACAACUCAGCAGAAGAAAAAACCUCUGUCAGAGACCUUUGAGAAAAAAAACAAGGUCAAAAAGAUCAUCAAGCUAUUGGAUGGAAAACGAUCUCAAACUGUGGGCAUUUUGAUAUCUAGUUUGCAUUUGGAAAUGAAGGAUAUCCAACAGGCCAUUUUCAAUGUGGAUGACUCUGUGGUGGAUCUGGAGACCUUGGCAGCCUUGUAUGAAAAUCGAGCCCAAGACGAUGAAUUGGUUCAAAUAAGAAAGUAUUACGAGACAUCCAAAGAAGAGGAGGUGAAGCUGCUGGAUAAACCUGAGCAGUUCUUACAUGAGUUAGCCCAGAUCCCUAAUUUUGCUGAACGUGCCCAGUGUAUUAUCUUCAGAUCUGUCUUUUCUGAGGGGAUCACCUCCUUGCACCGAAAGGUAGAAAUCAUUACCCGAGCUUCUAAGGGCUUGCUGCACAUGAAGAGUGUGAAGGAUAUUUUAGCUCUCAUUCUGGCUUUUGGAAAUUAUAUGAAUGGAGGAAAUAGGACUCGUGGACAAGCAGAUGGAUAUAGCUUAGAAAUUCUGCCCAAACUCAAGGACGUCAAAAGUCGGGAUAAUGGAAUUAAUCUGGUAGACUACGUCGUGAAAUAUUACCUGCGUUACUAUGAUCAGGAAGCAGGAACCGAAAAGAGUGUUUUCCCCCUGCCUGAACCCCAAGAUUUCUUUCUGGCCUCCCAAGUCAAGUUUGAAGACCUCAUCAAAGAUUUGCGAAAGCUGAAGAGGCAACUGGAAGCAAGUGAGAAACAGAUGGCUGUGGUGUGCAAGGAGUCGCCAAAGGAGUAUCUCCAGCCUUUCAAGGACAAAUUAGAAGAGUUCUUCCAGAAAGCCCAAAAAGAACAUAAGAUGGAAGAAAGUCACUUGGAGAAUGCCCAGAAAAGCUUUGAAACAACGGUAGGCUAUUUUGGGAUGAAGCCAAAGUCUGGUGAGAAGGAGAUCACACCGAACUACGUGUUUAUGGUGUGGUACGAGUUCUGCAGUGACUUCAAGACGAUUUGGAAACGGGAAAGUAAAAGUAUAUCUAAAGAAAGACUGAAGAUGGCUCAGGAGUCGGUCAGCAAGUUGACGUCAGAGAAGAAAGUAGAGACAAAGAAAAUCAAUCCCACAGCUAGUCUGAAAGAAAGACUGCGUCAGAAGGAAGCCAGCGUGACCAUCAACUAAACAAAGACAUCUGAAAAUGCUGACCAGGGUGACAAGUACUCAGCAUGAUCUUUUGCCAGGCCUGUGCUACAGGAAGAUCUUAAAUGAUGCCAUUACUAACUGUUUGUUAUGCUAAUCUCUUCCUGAGGUCAUCUGCAGUGAACUGGCUCUUGCCUUCUUAAAGAAGUCACUUACUAAGCCCCAGCAACAUUGAAAAGCUGCUUCUGGGAACAUUGCAGGAGGAUUUGAUAAUUACCACUUAUAGAAGUCUAGAAAGGCCAGAAGAAUUACCAAAAGUUCCCCCAAAUAUUUUAAGUGGAGAUUUCAAGCCUCUAACCAUACUUGAUAUAUGUAAACUUAAGGCAGAAAAAGAGAAGCUCAAGCCUUUGUUUGUAUACAAUGCUGGGUGAUUAUUGUUCUUAAUUUUGAUUCUAUUGUAGUAAGAUCCUGAAGUAUCUUUCUCAACAAAAAAUGUUGAAACCUGCCCAAGUUAUUUUUUGAGAUAUCAGACCCUGUAUUUCCCAGGCUGGAAAAUGGCUAUUUUGUUGCUGAUCAGGUAAUGAGAAUGGGAGAAAAUGUAAUGUACCUGUCCUUUGUGGUUUUUCUCCUGGAGCAGCUGAGACUCCCAACUCUCAGAAGAAAUACUGAUACUUGAACAGGAACAGACUCCGGGACAGAGCACCUGCUUGGACAAAAUGACUUAGUAAGAGAGCACACGUCACAUUACUUGUGAGUGGAUAAUGUCACAUUGACACACGACUGAGCCCUACAUUGUGUUCUGGGGUUGUGUGGGGCUGGACCUCUCCUGCCCCUCAUAAUCCCUGCCCCUAGAAGGUGGUUUCCAGGCAGAGCAAGUGAUGUUUACAAUGUUUUAUAAAGACUGGCAGGCAUGUGACAUCAGGUAAAACAGGCACCUUUGACAUUGAAAAAGUUUUUUACAUCAAAAUGAAAUUGUGAUUGCAUUAAUAUUAAAUAUUGAGUGGAAUGUCUUGCUUUUUUUAACCCUGGGAACUCAGGUGUUGCUUGAAUCACAAGGAAGGCCAUACCCUGGACCUGUCUCCCUGACACUUUUUCCUAAGCACUACUCUCUGAAUCUGUGUUGGGGUUUGGGGGGAGGAGGAGGAGUGAAAGGAUUGAGGGCAAAUUGAAAAUAGUCUCCAAAAUCACCACGCUUCCACCUUGAAGGGAGAGAGAUCCAGAUAGUCCAGACAGGAAUAGCCUUUCCAAGCCCCGCUGUCUUGAGUGGCUACACUUUGCCCCAACAUCUUGAAAAGUUGUAUUUUUCAGCUUGCCGGGUGCCUGAAUGUCACCCAGGACAAGCCUGCCCGUCCUCAGGCCCCUUAGGGACCCCAACAAGAUAGCUAAUGAAGUAGCACCAUAUCCUAAUGUAAUGCCCAUCUCUGGAAUAAAGAAUGCACAAUCAGGAUCAAAUCAAGUCUCAGAAGCCAUAUUCAUGAAGGUGCUAUCACCCUUUCCAACAAAUCAAAAGAAAGGAUAUGGUGACAUGGUUGGUUGGUGGUGUUUUUUGCUUUGGUUUGUUUAAUUCAGAAUUAAAGGUGAGAAAAGCAACAUAAAAAAGCUGGUAAGGAACUUAGAUAACUAAAGUUACUUGUGAGUAGGCAUCUUUCAUACUGCUCUCUUUGCAUUUUCCUUCACCUCUAAAGAAAACCAAGAGAAUUCAUCCAUUUAAAACCAAUUUCACUUAGAGCAACCCUGUCCACCCUGAUGCUACCUCUAGUUUGAUCACACAAAAGAAAACUGCCUGUGUUGGCCCACACCUUGGGAAUCAACUUUGAGUUCAAUGAGACCAGCAUUCACUUGGUCCGCGUGAUCCAUACAGACUUGAAGGAAGCCAUCAGUGGGGUCUCUGUCAUCCAUUUCAGAUCUCUAAGUAGGAUGCUCACAAAAAAAGCAUUGAAGGUGGCAGAACUGGCAGGUCACCCUCCACAGAUACCCGUUCAGGGACCCAGUGGUGAAGGGGAAUGUGUGGAGUCAAUGCAUCUCACAGGUAGAAAUUUACAGCUCAAGUUGCAUUUCAUUGUAGUGAACAGAUGAGAAACUGGCAGUAAAUACCUACUUCCAAAGAAUGAAAUUUGCCUGCCUCUGUUGGAAAAAAACUGAUGACUUUGUCACACCAGUCAAGUGCCAUAAUUUAGUGUAGUUAGACACCAUGGUGGCCCUCGUUCUUCUCAAGCUGUGUGAACCUUGCUUUAUGUAUCUGGGUGCCACUCCCCAUGUGCGCAUAUACACCCCAUUGGCAACAUAGCCUUCCCUUCUAAGUGACACAGUAAAGUUUCACAAAAUUUGGUCAAGAUGGUACCUAAAACAAUUUGUAAGUGUAUUCUUGCUAAAGAUGUGCCUGGUGGCCUGGGUUUGUAGAUUAUGCUGCCAGUGUUGAGAGAAGUAUUUGUUUUAAUUAAAUUCUCACCUUCUGACACAUUAUAUUUUCUCAUUUUCAUUUCUACUUCUCCCUGGUCUAGUGUCACUGGCGCUGGUCACUGCACCCAGCAGUGCAGCAAACAGCACUGAGUCACAGUCUGAAUGGGAAAGAGACACGUCGACUUGUGGUCUGUGUCUAGUCACCAGACUGUGCUGACAAGGGAGCCUCUUCAUUCUCUGACAUCCUAGGUCUACUUAGUAGUACUCUGGUCUCCCCAAACAAGGAUAAGACCAAUUUGUGUCAAGAAGAGGGAAGACAUCCAAAAGAUACCAUUGUUCCCUAAAUAUCUGAUCCAAAUUUCAAGUAUAUGAUUUUAGAAAGUUGUUUAAAUUUUAUUUAAAAAUUGCUAGCAAGAACUAUCUUUUCGGUUUGAGCUUCAUUUUUCUUUGAUUCUGCCUAUUCUAAGCAGAAAAAAAAAAUGAUAAAAAGCUGAAAGGGAAAACAAAACAUCAGAUUUGGUAGUCCCCAGUAAAAUAGAUAUGUUGUGAAAUUCAGUGUUGUAGAAGUUUUUAACAUAAGAAUUUCAACAGCCAUAAGAGCUGAUGAUUGUGGGCAAAGUAUGAGCUCUGUAAUGAUCACUUGAGACUCAAGUCAACAAGGCAGUUUUUAGAAUAUGAAUUUGAAAGAGUUUUCAAGAAUUACCCUAAAUAGUUUAUUUCUGAAAAAGCUCCAUACAGUGAGAAGGGGUGUGAUAUAGUAGAAGUACUAGACCAUUAAAAUUUCCUUACCCUGAAUUCCCUCCAAAGGACAAUUUAUAAAUAUGUGGAAUAUCCAGAAGACAUGAAUAGCACAUUUCAUAUAUUAAGUAUUUUACCUUCAAGAAGGCCUAAAGACUAUGGAAGAGAGUGGAUUUAAUUAAGAAAUGCACUUGAUUCAUGUCAGCUACUUUGUUGUCAUAAAAAGUCUGCACACAAAACGAGUCUAUGGCAAAACUAAUAGUAUUUUAAAAUAAUGGAUAGCUUUUAGGCUUUCCAAAUGCAAAUAGCUUGUUGGAUGUGUUUCCAUUUUCCAGCUAUAGAGAGAAACAACCCAGCUGCUUGGAAACUUUUCUACUGUUGGUACAAAAAUGACUAAAAGACAAGUACCUUCAGAAACAGGCCUCAGCAGGUCUGUCUCCUUCAGACUCGCAUAACAGUAUUUAUGACUCCAUUAGCAAUUGAAUCCAGGCAUAAGGAGGCUCAGUUACACAGGCGUAUGUGACCAAGAGGUCCAUUUUGUGUCAUUUCUGCACACCCGUCAGUUGUUGACACCUUGUUAGAGGCACUGAAUGUUAGUUUCACAAUUCUUCAUUUCCCCUCCCAAGAAGUGGGCAAUCUACCAAACUCUCCCAGUUCAACACUUUGCUGGGAAGUAGUGAAUUCAAAGAGUUUUAACUUGUCAAAUUUGAAGCCAGUUCAGUAGCUUCAUUUGGUCCAAGACUCUUAAUCAACAUGGUGAUAGAAAUUUAGCAUUUGGGAAAUUUGCGUAGUUAACAGCUUACCGGGAAAUCUGGGAAAUAGUAGUUCGCUCACUCAGGUCUCUUAGGCCCCUGUGCAGUUUCUACCAGCAGAACCAUUAGGGAAGCAAGUCAAGCCUCGUUCAGUAGGACAGCUAUCUUCAAAUGGAGCUGACUGGGCCCGUCUCCCCUCUAUUCCUGACCACCAUGGGCACAGCCUAGCAUAGAGGUCCCAUUCCCCCUUCUCCUUCCCUGCUUUACUAUGAUGGUCCACUUCAGUUAAGAGCUCAAGUGAAUUCCAGACUUUAUUGCAUAUUACAUCAAUGAAGUACUUGUUCAAGGGAUCUUCUCCAUCCUAAAAUCUGAGAAAGUCUGACUUCGUCUUAGGUUUGUAUAGGGAGGUGGUAACUCAUUAAUUAUUCUGCAUUUCAUCUAUAAUCAUAUAAGUCUUUAAUCUCAAAUAUAUUAAGAAUCUCUUGUUGCCUUUCUAAAAGCUGAUCCAGAUUCUAUUCUUUUUUAUGCUUUGUAUGACAUUUGAUAGUAUUGGGCUAGCAACAUGCAAAUGAAUCCAUAGUUUCUGCCAAACUCACCUCCAAAGAAUUUGGAAUCCUUCCCUAUGUAGUAAACAACCUUCUACAAAGGGUGCCUUACAGACUGAAUAUUUCCCUAAAUCCAACCUGUGCCAAGACCAAGGGAAUCUCUGGCUUCAAAGACAAUCUUUCUCCCCAUAUAUGGUGUGAGCUGCCAAUGCAUAAUCUCAUACUUAGCGUAUCGAGAACGAAAUCAAAUCUUUUCAGUCACGUUGUCACCGUGGUUUGUCAAUGUCUUUGGCAGAGUUUCCUUUACUUUCCUUUAUUGUUCGCUUCCAGGGCUUAUUUCCAUUCUUAUCUCAUGAAAGAAAUUAUUUUUUAGUGUUCAUUUUGUCCCAUUUUCUAGGGCUUCCUUUCCAAAAUGAAAGGCUAAAUCACUGGAUAAAUAGGGAACUUGCCUCUGCCUCCCCUAGAUGAGGUUGAUAGAUGUUUUCAGGAAUAAACAGCUCUGAGAAGUCUUGGGGCACAUUUUGAACUCCAGGUUUACUUCUACAGUUAGUAUGUAAGUGGGAAUAUCUCAUAUAGACAUUAUACUGUUCUUCCCAGUAAGAGACUAGGAGAGAUUCAAAAUCUCCCACUUUAGAUAGGUUUGAGUGAACGAUAAAUAGCUCAUUUUUCCCCAUUUUUCUUGGUUACUUUCCUCUUCACCUCUGACACCAAGCCAUCAAGAAGGUGGUCUCAGCCCUACUGAGAUUACGCUCUGAAUAAUCCCCCAAAGACAUCCAUUUCUUUUGGAAACAAAUUCAUGACUGAGAGAGAAAGUUUAGUGACAAUUCUCCUGUCUGCCCAGGGAGAUGAAUAGGAUUUGGAGGGAUAGAUGUAUUUCAAAUCAGGGAUAGAUGUAUUUCAAAUCAUUAAUUUUGCAUCCUGCAAUUUUACUCUGCAGAUCUUUGAUUUCCCAGGACACGCAAUAUGACUCUACUCUAAAUGAGAUAAAUAAUCUUUGGAGUAUAAGCAUUAAGGAAAAAAGACUUCCCUUUCAAGAAGCAUAUAAGAUACUCCUUAAAGGCAGAAAACUUUUGAAAUUAGGAAUUGAGCUUUUUUUUUUUUAAGACUCCUAGAGAAAAUAUGUCAUUGAUUCAUUGUAGUCUUUUCCUUUCAUUGAGUUUUAAUUUAGACUAGCAUGGGAAGCCCGGUGCCUUUGGACUGGGAUUUAGGGGGAUCGUGCUUUGGCCUAAAAAAUCAGCACUGGCCUGCAUGCCCAGAACCUAAGUGAAAUCAGUCAGGAUCCUAAUAGGAAUCAGGCCUAAUAGAAAUGUGAGUUAUUUCAAGUCCUGCAGGGCUUAGUUUUCUCAGUGAUACCUGGACCCUCAGUUCUACUUCCAGCCAUGUAUUCUACCCAUGCAAUGAUGUGUCUUCAUUGUGCCUUGUGAGAUUGCAAGCAGUGGAAUGCAGGAGACAGAGGAGGAGAGUUUCAAAGAGGUCAGCAAUAUUUUACUGAAAUAACACAUUGCUAGGAAGCUAGUGCUUCUUGCCAUGGUUCUGUCAUAGCCUUUCAAUGGAAACUCAAGGAAUCUGUUAGGCAGAUGGGAAUGCCCAGUAUCUCGUAUUGGGCAGUGCUAGACAAUGUACUGGGAAAACAGGAACCCCAGCGAAACCACCCUGUGUUUGCUUUAAUAACUCCAUUAAAGUUCAUGUUCAUUUCCAUGGGAUGGUUGGCCAUGGACCUUCCUGUUUUCUCUCUGCAUGUCCAGAAGUUCUCUUGGCAUCUCACUUCAUUUCACUUUCCCUCUUUUCCACGCUUAUGCUUCGAUCUCCCCUUCCUUCACACCCCACAGCUAUUUUUUCCCUCACUUUACCUAUACAGUUUCUCCAGGGCCCUGCUUUUCCCCCUCCCUCUCUCACACCCGUCCCCCAGCCCUUUGGACUGGGCGCUUCGCUGUCACCGAGACACAGCACUGUGACUGCCUCUUGUUAAUGUCAGCAUCACCUCAUCACUUAGGCGAAGGGGAAAAUCCAUAAAAGAAAUGGAAAAUACAUUUCUCAUUUCAUGCUACUUUAUUUUAAGAAGGUUGAGGGGAGGGUUGUUUUAGUCCUCCUUGAUUUCUCAUAGAUUUCACUUUAAAGCUGUCUAAUUAGGAGCCAUUCAUUUGACAAAUUAUAAAUCAGUCCAGGUCACCAGCUAUGAUGCAUGAGAUUACAUUUUUGAAUCUCAAGAACUUUUUUUUUUUUCUGCUGGACAAAUGGAUUGACUUCUGUACAAACAUUUUGAAUCAGACUUAUUUAGAGCCACGCCUAUCUUUUUAUUACUCAUGAUUUGAGCAUCUACCCUAGUCUGAAUCAGGAUAUUAACAACUCGUGGUUCUUUACAGAUCAACAGUAAUUGUUACACUCUUGAAAGUGCUCUAAAAGAAAGUGUUUGUCCUGAAAGUGUGUCAACCAUUUGGCCUCAAAAAAUGUUGUCUUUACUGUUCAAUUGAGUAUUAGACCUUUCCUACAUGUAACCUUGAAGGAGUUUAAGUAAUAAUGAAGUCAGUUUGAGAAAAGGUUUCAAGAUAUGAAACCUUAUACUUCACGCUCUUGGAUAUACCUUAUUGUAAUAAGCUAAUUGGGUUCAGGUAUUUUUCCCCUUUAAACUUUUAAAAAUAUGUAUUUCUAAUUUGUUUGCAUAUUUAAUAUUGUCAGAAAGGAGAAGUGCUUAUGAGUUAAAUUUAUAAAUGUCAAUUGGAAUCAAAUGAAGUAUUUAUUUUUAAAAAGUAAGGGUGAAGGAAUCAAUAUUGACUUGCACAUAAUGAAAAUAUGUGUACGUGUAUAAAUAUAUUUUUUUCCUUCUUGACACUACCUAGACACCACAUCAUUGUAUUUUUGUACAUAGUAUAUCUUACAAAAUAUAGAUUGUCUAUUCAAAGAAUUCUAUCUCUGUGAUAGGUUAUAUUUAUCCUAAGCUGUUGAUAACUGUUAAUUUGUUCUAAGAGAUAGAACUCUAUUUUUUUGAUAUGCAGAGUAUUGCAUUCAUGGCUUUCAGUUGUAAAUAUGCUAAGGGUAUUUUAAUAAAUCUUGGUUUCAUGUC